Plasmopara halstedii is the source of this 399-nucleotide messenger RNA. RefSeq lists its product as uncharacterized. The record is from RefSeq and is a predicted model, not a curated record. The coding region runs from base 1 to 399 and encodes 132 amino acids. NCBI's taxonomy places the organism in Eukaryota, Oomycota, Peronosporomycetes, Peronosporales, Peronosporaceae. The transcript has 2 exons.
AUGGCCGAGCAAGCGAAAGCAGCUCAUAGGGCUUUCCAGAUUGCAAAAGCGAAGGCACUCAAGGUACAGAAGGUGUUGAACAAGCACCAGGCUGGGGCCUCCAAGUAUCAAACACCGAAUGAAGACGACAGGGGCGCUAAAGGUGAACCUCCGGUUCACGAUACGGGGUUGAUAGCACAGGAAGAAGUUAUCAAGGAGAAGGCAGCAACAGUCGCCCGAGAUGUUCAUCUAUUUGACGCCUUCACACUAAAGAUCCAGUGUCUUGAUGCCAUAAGCGACAUCACCACUGUCGUUGUCGUCGCUGCUAUCAUUGCAAAACGAUUUUCCGAUGUUCUUUGCCCUUGCGUAUGUCGCGUCAAUGCAACUUGGAGAAAAAGGGAAUGUAAUGGGCCUCACUAA